This is a messenger RNA of Paramecium octaurelia, 338 nucleotides long. The record is from the annotation of a GenBank genome assembly. Lineage: Eukaryota; Ciliophora; Oligohymenophorea; Peniculida; Parameciidae.
AUGGUUCCACUUUGGUUGUAUGUAAGGAAAAGGCACUUCCUGUGUUUCAAUAGGAAUCUAAUAUUAUAAAUAGAGAAAAAUCAUUAUGGGGAAAAAUUCAAAAUAAGGGAGGUCAGUAAUUAUUUAUUUGGCAGACUAUAUAAAAAGAGAAUAUUCAAGAUGAAUAACAAUAAAAAGAUAUUGAAAUUCUAUGCUUUGACUCUAUUUAUCGCAAGUGUCAAAUCUUCAAUCAAUGAAUAGAAUGUAAGAAUGUUGCAUUAUAUACUAAUUAGAUGUAAAUCAAGAACACUUUACUUGUGAUUGUACGAAAAUUUGAUACUGUAUCGAUAGGAUUUUGA